Molecule: messenger RNA, 873 nt
Organism: Miscanthus lutarioriparius
Lineage: Eukaryota; Viridiplantae; Streptophyta; Magnoliopsida; Poales; Poaceae
Source: the annotation of a GenBank genome assembly
AUGGCGCAAGGUUCCGACGAAGGCGCCGGCGCAGCGCACGGUUCGUGGCCGAGCGGCGCCGACGCCGACACACCCGUGGCGCCCACGGCGGGUGCGGUCGCCGCCAUGACGCUUGGCAGCAUCCUCACCGUCGCAGGCAUCCUCCUGCUCUUCGUCAUCUUCGCCUUCGUCCUCGCUUCCCUCCAGUACUGCUUCAACGCCAGCAGGGACAGGGACGCAGGAAGCGGGCCGUCCGCCGGUGGUAGCAGCGGUGGGACACGGGCCAGCAGGGGCGUCGACCCGGAGCUGCUGCGCUCGCUGCCUGUCACGGUGUACCACGGUUCGGACAAGGGGCAGCGGUACGCGGUGGAGUGCACCGUGUGCCUCGCCGAACUCCAGGACGGCGAGGAGGCCCGGUUCUUGCCCUGCUGCGGCCACGGCUUCCACGCAGAGUGCGUCGACAUGUGGCUCGCCUCCCACACCACCUGCCCGCUCUGCCGCCUCACCGUCUCCAAGCCCGACGACGUAUCUCCUCAUCUGGCGCCUUCCUUGGCUCUCCCACCGGUCGCGCCGGAGCCCGCGAACUACGCCACCGUCAAUCUCCCCGCCAGCAUGCUUCUCGGGGUGUCUGACCAUGGCGCGGUCACCGCGGAGACUAUGACCACCGACGUCCCCACGAACCCAUCCACCUUGGUGAUCGAGAUCCCGGAGCUGGCUGUGCCGACGCCGACGCUGACCCCGUGCGACGCUGCCAAGUCACUGGGCUCGGCGAGGCUGAGAUCGUUCAGGAGGCUGUGGAGCUUCGGAAGGCAAGGGGCCGGAGCGACUCCUUCCUGCUCCUGUGCCGGUGCCGGCGCCAGCGAAGGAGUCGACUUGGAGCAGGGUAUCAGCUAG